AUGCCUCCCGGGAGUGGUGGUUUCCAAUCCUCUUCCGGCCGCCUGCGCGGACAGCCCAUCGGGCGGCGAGAGAGCCAGCGAGAGGAGUCCUCCCCGCGGGUGCAGAGCGCCGCGCAUGCGCAGGAGGGGGAUAACCAUGUGGGCUUCCGCGGCCGGGCGGUGAGAUGCGGAGGGCGGCGGGGCGAACCGAUGCUGAAGCUGCAAGGGACGCUGCUGUGGGGCCCAGGGAGCCUCUCUGUGGGGGUGAGAUGUUACUCCUCAGCCAGGGUGAAAGAAGAAACCAGGAAACUAUGGUUACAUGAACAGGUGGAACUGUUGGAGGUGUUGGAAGCUAGGGUGAAGCAACUGCGGGCUGAUAACGAAUCGGAGGUACUAAAGCCCAAGAUGCAAAUAUCUCAGAUCACAAAAUUCAAGUACUUUCCGCACCCCAAUACACAGAAAACAGCUGCACCCCAAACACAGAAAACAGCUGCACCCCAAACAGCUCAGGGCAAGCGAGUCCCAAAAGAUAAAGCAGUGCGUAUCGUCAAGCCGAAUUUUUGGAAGAUCAAGCUGAAGAUGGAAAAAUAUGUGACUAACAUGGCACUUUUGAAAACGAAGACCAAUGCCUUGGAAUCCAUCCUCCGUUCUAAUCAAACUCUGGAGGGAAAAAACUCCCCACAGUUCCUGGCGUCAGUCUGGAAAUCAGUAGCACACGGCUCCGAGGGAACCCAAAAGUCGAGCAGCAACAUCAGUCCAGCUAGGAGGCUGGCCUGGGAAAAAAUCCAGUCUCCUGUUUCUUCUCCCACCAAGGCCUCCAAGGAGCCUGUGCUGAAGCUUAAUGAAACGUUGCUGCAAGAGAUGGGAGUCUACCAGGAUGAAAUUCAGAUGAGCAUUUUAGCCUACAUUGACACUUGCCUCUUCCUCACCCAGAAGAAGAGAGCCCUGCAGUGUUUGUUGUACUUCCACAACUCCUUGCCGCUGAAGAAAUGGUUGAAUGCUCAGAUGUUCAGUCUUCUCAUGUGUCACUAUUCCAAGCAGGCUGGGCUGAAGCAAAUUGGCUGGCUGUUUUCCAUGCUGGAGGAAAACAAACUCAAGCCGAAUCAGGACUGUUAUAUGGCUGUGCUGAGCUGCAUGGGUCGGUUGAACUCCGAGUCCCAUAUCAUUUCGAGAUGUAUCGAGCAGCUGCAACAUGAUGGAUUCUCCCUGGAAGACUUCUUCCGAGACUCCACAUACGAAGACAGUGAAGUGACGAUGGCCUUGAGAGCCAUCCAGAAGGUCAAGCCAGACUUCAAGCCACAUUUCUUUUCCCCUGAAACCUGUGCAGUGCCGCUGCUGGAAGAAUUCUAUAAGAAGGAGAAGCCCGUUUCUUACGCCAAGCUCAAUUUCACGGUGCAAGAUCUGCAGCAGCGGUUCCGGAAACAAUACAGCUUGGAGAAUUCUGACAGGGUCACAAUCGAGUCGGUGGAAGCCGCUAAACCUAUCACAGCUACUGCUAUCAAAGCG
Python bivittatus (Burmese python) is the source of this 1485-nucleotide messenger RNA. Lineage: Eukaryota; Metazoa; Chordata; Lepidosauria; Squamata; Pythonidae. The record is from RefSeq and is a predicted model, not a curated record.